AUGGCUCCCGCAAAGCGGCAGCUUCGAGCAGCUUCCAAUGCGCUCAAUUCCCUGCGACCCCACCUUCCCGCCAUCUCCUCCCCGUUCUCCUCCUCGCAAAUACCGCCAACUCCGAGCUCCACUCAUGCUGCCCACGGCCUCACAACCCCGCGACAAUCCUGCUGCAGCUCAUUGAGAACCCAAAUUCCCAACAACAACAAGACCAACACACAGCUCUCCAGCCCAUUCAGCACAUCGGCACCCAACAUGUCCACAAUGAAAGCCACCGGCGGCCACUCCGAGGCCUGCUGCAACAUCCCGCCCGUUGUCUCGUCCGGCUACCAGAAGAAGGGCGACUUCGAGACCUUCGACGGCCGCAAGACAUAUGUGACCGGGCCCGCCAAGGAGGCAACCAAGGCUAUCUUUAUUGUCAUGGACAUCUUCGGCUUCUUUGACCAGACCGUGCAGGGCUGCGACAUCCUGGCCUCGGCCGACGACCACAACAAGUACGCCGUCUUCAUGCCCGACGCCUUCGACGGCGCGCCGUUGGACAUCAGCUUGUUCCCGCCCCAAACCGAGGACCAGCAGCAGAAGGUCGGCGCCUUCUUCGGCAAGAACAGCCCGCCUAGCUUCGUGCCCAAGGCCCACGCCACCGUCAAGGCCAUCCAGGAGAAAUACCCCAACAUCAAGGAGUGGGGAGUGCUCGGAUUCUGCUGGGGCUCCAAGGUUAUCUCGCUGUCUCUGUCGUCCGGCGAGAGCCCAUUCAAGAUCGCUGCCGAAAUCCACCCUGCUAUGGUUGACCCUAAGGACGCCGAGAAGAUCAAGGUUCCUUUGAUCAUGCUGGCCUCCAAGGACGAGGACGCCGAGGACGUUAAGAAGUUCGAGGCUGCCCUCACCGGGCCCAAGCACGUCGAGACCUUUGCGGACCAGAUCCAUGGCUGGAUGGCUGCCCGUUCUGACCUGACGGAUAAGCGCGUCCAGGAGGAAUACACCCGCGGCUACAAGACAGUCCUGAACUUCUUUGCUAAGAACUUCCAGUAA
Diaporthe citri is the source of this 1020-nucleotide messenger RNA. RefSeq lists its product as uncharacterized. Lineage: Eukaryota; Fungi; Ascomycota; Sordariomycetes; Diaporthales; Diaporthaceae. Gene Ontology annotation, molecular function: hydrolase activity. The record is from RefSeq and is a predicted model, not a curated record. The coding region runs from base 1 to 1020 and encodes 339 amino acids. The transcript is spliced from 3 exons.